Messenger RNA from Ictalurus furcatus (blue catfish), 7185 nucleotides. RefSeq names its product PH domain and leucine rich repeat protein phosphatase 1 (gene phlpp1). The coding region runs from base 160 to 5106 and encodes 1648 amino acids. The transcript has 17 exons. The record is from RefSeq and is a predicted model, not a curated record. Lineage: Eukaryota; Metazoa; Chordata; Actinopteri; Siluriformes; Ictaluridae. Gene Ontology annotation, molecular function: protein binding.
AUUUUACCGACGGGAACCGACCGACGUACGUUCGACUCGAUGUCCGGCGGGCUGACUGCGCCGCUCAGACGGCGGACUGCUACCGUGUCCAUCUUUACACGGCGCAGAUAGGCUGAGACGGAACACGACUCGGGCUGGAUCACCGUUUCUUCACGGAAGAUGGAAAGCGCGAGGUUCGCGGAGGGAAACUCUUGGAAAUCCGCUUUAGAUAACAAGUUGAAAAGUCCCACCCCGGUCUCGGUGGCCCUGAGAACCGGAGUCGGUGAUGGCGGCGGCGCACAGGCGACAGCUCCGCCGCGGAUAGACGUCCUUAACGGGAACCGGUGCGCGCAGCCCGCCGCGGGAUUAAACAUGAGCAGCAAAGCGGCGGUGAAAACCUCAAAAAGCGGCCGGGGAUUUACAGGAAACUCCAACUCGUUGCUGUUAAAAAGGCGGCGGUUGAAGAGGAACCUCUCCGCCUCGGCCGCCACCGGGAAAAUGAACCCGGUCUCGGUAUCGGUUCCGCCUUCCUCCUCCUCCUCCACACUGGACCGCAAGACGCUGCUGAAGCGUCGGCAGAACGCGCAGCUCCAACCGGCCGAUCGUCAGUGGAUCCGCGCCGACCUGCACCGCGGGUCUGUCCAUGUCCACGACAAGCUCGCGCCCUCCAGCCCACCGAGGCCCGUCCUGUGCACGCUGGAGACCACGGCGUCGGAGAUCGCCCUCCGUCUGAACCAGCUGGGCUGCAAAACCGCCUCCGUGGUGCGCAUCGGGGCCAGAACUCACCCGACCACCGACGUUAACGGGAACUGUCGCAGCCGACAGGACGUCGUCGGGGAUAUCGGGUCGGAACCGGGCGACAGGUUGAGACUCUUAUUGCUCCAGACGGUUCCUGAUGCGGUACUGUUUUCACCACGUCCGGACUCCGACGGUCUGGACAGUACGCGCACGCCGAAUGACGACGACGAGGACGACGAGGGCGACGACGAGUGCCCGGGCGGCCGUGGACGAAACUCCGUCUCGGACGACGAGCUCAGCUCUAAACUCGGCGAGCACCGGGACUCCCUGAGCGACGACAUGGUGUUAGGGACGGACGCGUCGGCGCUGAGUCCGACGUUCGACAGCGCCGCAGAGGGUCUCGAUACGUACGGCAGCUCCUCGGACGAGCUUGAACUGGACGGACCUCCGAGCAGCACCGCCGACCCCGUCCUGCCAGAUCUGGAUAACUUUACCGACGACGUUAAGGACCGAACCGAGCAAAUGAGCCUGACGUCGGAUUCCGUAUCGAAGCUUGGCGACGAACCCGACCUUCCCGCGUCCCCGGUAUCCCGGUCCCGGGUCGGCUCCGCGUCCGAGUUCGACACGUCUCCGGCGCUGUACGUGCAGCUGCACGGGGAGGCGGCGCGUCCGCUCGGCCCGGACGAACGACCGCUGCAGCUGCAGAACGACUUCCUGUUCAAGCUCGGCUUCAAGGAUCCAUGGCGCGUCCAGGAGGAAGGCAUGAACACGGAGUUAGGGUCCCUGCUGCGCUUCUACGCAGGGAAGCCGUACAACAUGGCGAGCUCGGAGCGGGUGCAGCUCUCUGGGACGUACAACGUACGCAAAGGCAAACUUCAACUACCCGUGAACCGCUGGAGCCGCCGACACGUCAUCCUGUGUGGCACGUGCCUGAUGGUGUCAUCGAUUAAAGCCAGUUACGCGGGCAAAAUGCACAUCCUGCCUCUGAUCGGGGGAAAGGUAGAGGAGGUGAAGAAACACAGCCACUGUUUGGCCUUCAGCUCAGCUGGGCCUCAGAGUCAGACCUACUACAUCAGCUUCGACAGCUUCACAGAGCACCUGCGCUGGCACCGUCACGCCGCCAAGAUGGUGUCUCAGAGGAUCAGUUCGGUGGAUCUGUCGUGCUGUAGCUUGGAGAAACUUCCUCCUAACCUGCUCUACAGCCACGACCUCACUCACCUCAACCUAAAACACAACUUCCUCCCCGCCGACAACUCGCUGCAGCAGCUCCAGAGGUUCACUCGGUUGCGGAGUCUGAACCUGUCCAAUAACCAGCUGGGAACGUUCCCCAUGGCGCUGAGCUCCAUCUCCACCCUCACCGAACUCAACCUCAGCUGCAACUGCCUCAGCAACCUCCACCCCAGUGUGGGCAACAUGCACAACCUGCAGACGCUGCUGUUGGACGGGAACGCGUUAUCGUCGUUGCCGUUGGAGUUGGGCUCCCUGCAGCGACUCUGCUACCUCGGUCUCUCCUUCAACGAGUUCAGCGGCGUCCCGGCCGUGCUGGAGAGACUGAGCGGCGUCGAGCGCCUCUGCAUGGCCGGGAACAGAGUGGAGCAGCUCGUGCUGCAGACCUUCCGCCUGCUGAGCAUCAAAUACGUCGAUCUGCGACUGAACCGGAUCUCCAGCGUGACGCCAGACGAGCCGGACUUCCUGCGCCACGUGACCCAGUUGGACGUGCGGGACAAUUGUCUGAGCGAGCUGGACGCCUCUCUGUUCCCUCGUCUGGAGGUGCUGCACUGCCAGAGAAACCGCAUCACCCGGCUGCGGCUCCGGGGCAGCACGCUCAAGGCCCUGUACGCCUCCGGCAACGAAAUCCGGGAUCUGGAAGCGAGUCCAAUCGCGUCCAAUCUCACCUACAUGGACGUCUCGAGGAAUUGUCUGGAGGCGUUACCGGCGUGGCUGAGCGACAGCAAGAAGCUGGAAGUGCUGGACGUCAGUCAUAACUACAUCAGAGAACUGCCUCAGUGGUUGUUCUGCAAUAGCAGUCUGAGGAAGGUCCUGGCAGGUCAUAACCGUCUGCAGCGUCUGCCUGAGCGAGUAGAGAAGCCCGUGGUCGAGGUUUUAGACGUCCAGCACAACCAGCUAGUCGAGCUGCCAUGUAACCUCUUCCUCAAAUCCAACAGUUUAAGGUGCCUGAAUGCUUCGGCCAAUAAGCUCGAGAGUCUGCCACCCUCCAGCCUAUCAGACGAGAGCAACAGCAUCCUGCAGGAGCUCUACCUGACCAACAACCACCUGACUGACAAGUGUGUGCCUCUGCUCACCGGGCACACACACCUGAGAGUCCUGCACAUGGCCUACAACCACCUGCAGACCUUCCCUGCCAGUAAAAUGGCGAAGCUGGAGGAGCUGGAGGAAGUGGACCUGAGCGGGAACAGGCUGAAGGCUGUGCCCACCACUAUCCUGAACUGCAGGCGCAUGCACACACUCAUCGCCCACUCCAACACCAUCGAGGUCUUCCCCGAGGUCAUGCAGCUCAUGGACAUGAAGUGUGUAGAUCUGAGCUGUAAUGAGCUGGUGGAGAUCACACUGCCUGAGAACCUGCCUCCUAAACUGCAGGAGUUAGACCUGACGGGGAACCCGCGCCUCAACCUGGACCACAAAACCCUGGAACAGCUCAACAACAUUCGCUGUUUCCGGAUCGACCCGCCCCCUACUUCGUUCUCAGCCAAUGACGCUGCAGGUGGGCCGGCCGUCUGGAGUCACGGCUACACCGAGGCAUCUGGAGUGAAGAACAAACUGUGUGUAGCAGCCCUGUCAGUGAGCAGCUUCUGCGGGAGUAGAGAAGCUCUGUACGGGGUGUUUGAUGGAGACAGGAACGUGGAGGUGCCGUAUCUCCUGCAGUGCACCAUGAACGACAUUCUGGCCGAGGAGCUGCACAGAACCAAGAGCGAGGAGGAUUACAUGACCAACACCUUCCUCGUCAUGCAGAGGAAGCUGGGCACGGCUGGGCAGAAGUUAGGUGGUUCGGCCGUUCUCUGCCACAUCCGGCACGACCCAACGGACCCAGCGGGCUGUUUCACGCUCACAGCUGCCAACGUGGGGAAGUGUCAGGCGGUGUUGUGUCGAGAUGGUAAAGCCCUGCCGCUGUCACUGCUGCACAACAUCGGCCUGGAGGAGGAGUACAACCGCAUACGGCAACACAAAGCCAUCAUCACUGAGGAUAACAAAGUGAACGGCGUGACUGACUCCACGCGGAUCAUGGGCUACUCCUUCCUGUACCCAGCUGUGCUGCCGCGGCCGUAUGUUCACACGCUCCCGCUAACACCCCAUGACGAGUUCUUCAUCUUGGGCAGCCGCGGCUUGUUUGAGGCGUUGGAGCCGGCUGAGGCUGUGGAGGCUGUGCGCAAGGUUGCAGAUCCCCUCGCCGCCGCCAAGAAACUGUGCACACUUGCUCAGGCGUACGGUUGUACCGAGAGCCUUAGCGCUGUGGUGGUGCAGCUAAGCGUGACUGAGGACUGCUGCUGCUGCUGCUGUUGCUCAUCCUCUAGUGGUCUCCACGCGACCCCUCAGCCACCUCCUAGUCCCGGUCCCGGCACGGGCCUCUAUCCGCCCUCAGCUGGCGUACCACCUUCUUCCUGCAGCGAGAUCAGCUCGGAGGUCAGCGCCUCGGAGAUGAGCUCGGAAGUCGGGUCCACAGCUUCCUCAGACGAGCCUCCGAUCCUGCUCCAGGAGGCGCACCUUCACCUCCACCAACCUCCAAACCCAAACCCACGCCUGCUCUCCUGCUGCUCUCUUCACCCAACACCGACUUCAUCUGCCAUUAUGGCCGCCAGUUCCAGCUCCUUUCAACGUCAGUUAUCGAGCGCUACUUUCUCCAGCGCGCUCUCGGAUAACGGCCUGGACAGCGAGGACGAAGAGCCCAUCGCCGGCGUCUUUUCCAACGGCAGCCGACUCGAAGUGGAGGCCGACGUCCACUGCUUGCGCCUCCUGGCACCUCCCCCUCCACCUCCUCCGUGCACCCCUGAAAUUCCAGAUGACGUGGUACCUCCGGAACCAGAAACGACGCCGGUCCCUAGCGAGCCUGAGAAAGAAGGGAAGCAAGGCGAGAAACCAGGGAACAACACAACCUCCGAAGCGUGGAGCAAAACCCUGUCGCGCAGGAGAGGCAACGGCUCAGUGGCUCCCCACGAGACCAGCCACAACCUCAUCGAAGUGGCAGCUGAGGCGCCGUCUAAAAAGUCCGGUGGGUAUUUCACAGCUCCGGCGAUGCCCGACCCUGACGACCAGCUCAUCAUUCCACCUGAGCUAGAGGAGGAAGUGAAGGAGAUCAUGAAGCAGCAUCAGCAGGAGCAACAGAAGCCCAGCAAGAGGGAGCAGCCUGCUGAUUACUACGACACGCCGCUGUGAUGGCACGUACCAUUUAAAAAAACAAAACAUGGUUUCCUAAUCUCAGUCUUGGAGUGCCUCUGCACUGAACAGUUCAAUGUUUUCCCUGAUGAUUGCACGGUUAGUGGAAAUACGAGCAAAUUAGCUGAGCCAGGCGUUAAUUGGGAAAACGUUACCACUGUUAAGGUCAUUUCUGAGGACUGGGACUGGAAAACCCUGCUGUAUUUGCCACAGUGUCCACAAGUAUUUGUUCCUGGCCUGAAGAAAGACACCUUUAUUUCACGGACAAGUGAAGCGUUCGAAUUAGCGAAAUUGGCUGGACUUGUCUAUCAACUACUCGCACUAUAGCGUGACGUUUAUCUGCUACACGAACACCACGUCUGUUUACGUAACACCAGUUCCCCGAUGUCAACGAUAUCACUGCCUCUGUAUGUACUCUUCAUAAUAUUUAGGGUUUGUUUUUGUUUAUAGUGAGUAAACGGUUUGCAUUCGGAUUUGCGUAACUGAUAUUAUUUACCAGAGUCAUGGCCACUUAAUUGGUGACCUCCAGUUAAUCAUUUCUGUGAGAAUUUGGGUCGGGGGUUCGAGUUAGCAUGUUCUCCCCGUGCUGCGGGGGUUUCCUCCGGGUACUCCAGUUUCCUCCCCCAGUCCAAAGACAUGCGUUGUAGGCUGAUUGGCAUGUCCAAAUUGUCCUGCGAUGGGUUGGCACCCCAUCCAGUGUGUCCCCCGCCUUGUGCCCCGAGUUCCCGAGGAUAGGCUUCAGGCUCCCCCCUGCGACCCUGUUUAGGAUAAGCGGUACAGAAAAUGGAUGGAAGGUCAUGUGCUUUGUAGCUAUUAAAUAUAUCUUAAUAUACUAGUUAUAUACGUUUCUAUAUAUAUAUAUAUAAUAUGUUUAAUAUUGUACUGCAGAGGCAAUGAUAGCGCUGACAAGCUAACAGGAAGUAAACAUGUUCGUGGCUCAGACAGACGUCGCGCUACACCGUGAAAGUAAUCUGUAGACCUGUAGACAUGGCAGCUCUCCAUAGAUUUCACUUAAGAGCCGUUUUAGACAACACACACACACAUUCAGGCGUUCAUCACAUCCUCAUUACACCACAUCCACAUCAAUGCACAAAUCCAAUUCCUGCAGUCCAAACCAAUAGGAUAGCCUUUCCCCGCGAGCCGACCAAUAGGACGUCAGAGAAUCCCUUUAAGAGACUCCAGUCCCAACCUGCACACUACCGUGCCACUCCCCUUUAAGAGCUCAAAUCAGCUUACUACUGACCUACUGACUGUUUGGUGUUUUAUUUACAUUGAAAAAGUUUCAGUAUCCAUAGAGUUCAACACUAGUCUUGCGAAGAUAUAACGCAUUACCACUCAACAGAAUUGUGGGAUUUUUUUUAUUAUUAUUAUUAUUUCUCCUCUCUUUUUUUUUUUUUUUUUUAAACUUACCAUAUCUUUUAUAUGAGGAAACACUGCAAAAGACUUUUACAAGAAAUGAGGAAAAAAAAAAAAGCAAAACAAACCAAGAGGCAAAGCGCAGAAUCGUUUUGUUUGACAUGGUGAUGUGUAGUGCACACCGGUUAUACCACGCUUAUCUGUUGUAGAUAGGGCACUUAUGUAAGACUGUAUUUCUUCACUAAAUCAAGGCUUCAUGCCUGUAAAACUAGAAAUUUAGUAGAAAUUGAAAAAGACUAACUCCUAGGAGUUGCGUACUCUCUUAUGGUGACCUAGUCACUUUUUUUUACUAAUCUUCUCUGCGAGAAAUGGUGAUUUUGUUCGUUUGUUUGUUCGUUUUUGUUCCAAUGACUGUAAAUAAGAAAUAUUGUAUACGGAUGCUUUUUAAAGGAACUGUGUGCGUCUGUAAUAAGCUUAUUCCUUCCUUACACACGAAAGUACACAAAGGUAUUCAAUACGUUAAACAAAUGACUUUUAAACAUUAUGCUCGGUCUUGUUGUCACUGUCCGGUUAACCGCACACACAAACUGCUCAUUCUUCCGUUGUCACCAGCAUGACCAGUAAUGAUUACGUGUAAUCAAACCACACAAAAUGUUCCUGUUUUUUUGUUUGUUUGUUUUUGUUUUUUUGGUUUUGUUAUAAUAAAUUCUAAAUUUAUCAUGA